GUGUUACACGUGUGUAUUUGGUUCUGUGAAAGUGUUGCUGUCUGCAUGUAUCGUUUAACGGUUUCACGGAUGCUUGCUUUGUCAUAAAGAUUACGUCAUGGUUGUGAAGAAGAAAGUACCUAAAGUGCAGGCUAUAGUCUUGGAUGAUGCCAGGUUAAAGAGUCUGAUGGAUGCUCUAUCUGUUGUGGGUGAUAGGACAUCCACACAUCUUGCUCAGGUUCUCAAAGACAGUCUGUCCUCCUCUGAGCCUGUAGAGCAGAUCCAGCUCAUCUCUAAGGCAGGAUCCAUGCUGGAGCAGUUGGGAGAGGAUGAUGAGUCUCCUACAGGUCCUUUACUGCAAGCUUGCUUAAACACACUGACGUUCUUAUACAUCACACUGCCAGUCAAGAAUCCACUGAAGAGAGCCGUAGCAAGUGCAAUAGCUAGCAGUCCAGAUUGGCUACAGGAGCAGACUGUUGGGUGUCUAUCUGAGUGCCUGUCUGCCUCAUUCAUCGUGAGCACAGAUCAAUAUCCUCACCUGACGGAUUGCAUCACUUCCUGUCUGGAUCGCUUUCCCAUUGGUGAGAAAUGCAUUCAUCGUUUGCUAACAGAAGUUCUCCAGUUCCUUCAGCGAGUUUUGAGUUAUUAUGUGGAGCAGAACAGUGGUCUUGCUGGUCGUCACGUGGCUCAGGCUCAGUUGAUGCAGUCCUGUCUUGCAGCGGUGAAGACCUCCAUGCUGGUGGUCCAGAGAUCUCAAGAGCCCAUUAGUGCAGCACUGCUUUCAGCUUCAAACCAUUGCGAUCUACAGCAAGCACUCUGUGGAUUACUGAGAUGCUACUCAUCUAUAUUGACUGAUGAGGAGUUUGUUCAGGCAGUUCAGAGCACUGCAGGGAUGGCUGUUGUCCUGCUCAUUAGAUCUGUUAUGGGAAAUGGAGAUGAUGUACCUGUCACUGUUGCAGGUCUCCUGCAGGGUAUGGAUGAGGAGAACGACACUGCACCCUUGUGGUUGAGUCGGAGCUGUGCGGCGCUGUAUGAGAGGAGCAGACCUGCAGCUGUGGCUCUGUAUCUGAGUCAUGGAGCUCUGGCCAUGAUCAGCUGGAAAGGAAAAACUCUCGGCCCACAGGCGGAGAAACUGCUGCUCCUCAUUCCCGAAAUGCUUCUGUCUUUAGAUGCAAGAGUGAAAGAGUCAAGCACGGUAAUGGUCGUGGCUCGUGUUUUAACUCUUUGGAGCGGCGCUGCGGUCGAUUGUGUCCAGGCGGACACGUGUCCCCCUCUCCUUCGCCUGUCUCUCGUCGGGGGUUCUCCUCUAAUCACACGCCUCCACCACCACGUCUACUCCCAUUGGGAACACCCACUAGACGGGGUACGUCACCAGACUCGCUCCCUGUUCCAGAACCUGCUACUGAUCCACCAGAAUUGCACCGAGCACAGGUCCGAUCCCACCGCCGACCCCUACAUCGCUCAACUUACCCGGGAUCUUCUAGCUCUGGAGUGGCAUAUGAAAGGGAAGUACGGCACCCUGGCCUGUCUGGUGGAGCAUUUAGGAGCAGAGCAUCUUUUGAGGCUUGAUGGUGGUCUUUCAUCCAGGCUGCUGGGUUUGAUGGGAGAUCAGACGUUGGCACCGUACGCCAGCGAUCUGCUGGAGAAGCUAUUUGUGAGUCAUAAAGCCCAGCUUUGUGCCCGGUUUAAAGAUGAUCAUGCCUGGAUGGAAAGAUGGCACGAGGCGUGGGUGACGCCACUCUUGGAGGUGCUGUGUGCAGCCCGGCUGGACCAGACAACUUAUAUAUUGGACUACUUUCUACCCAAGCUGUUGCGCUGUAACCCAUCUAGUCUUAGCCACAUGGUGCAGGCCCUGCAGGAGAUGCCAUCCAGUACAGAGGGAGCGUCUGGUAGCAGAGGUGCAUUGGGUGCUCUGAUGACCUGUCUGCGUGCCGCCAGAGCUCAAGGUGUUCUCAAGUCUCUAGACGAGGAAUUAUGGGAUGGCCUGGUGCCCCUCCCACUAAUGCGACAGGCGUUGGUGCACAAACACGAUCAGGUGCGAAUGGACGCACUCGGUUUGGUUUGCGAGAGCCAUCGCAGCACAGAAACUCUCUCUAAACAGGAAAUGGAGCUGAUCCGACACUUUCUGCCCUUUAAUCUGAACAGCCAAUCACCUGGAGUUAGGCAACAGACGAUCAGCCUGUUUAAGAAGCUCUUGUGUCGGGUGAAGGACAGUGCUCAGCUACUGCACAAGAAACUUGACCAGAAUCCAAAUGACAAAGACCAAGAAAUCCUCCACAUGUACCAGGAGUUCCUGCGCUGGUUUUGCAAAACCCUGUUCCAGGUGCUUCAUCCAGGAGCUUCAUUCUCCAGGUGUCUGAUGGCUCUUCAUCUGCUCGGCCUGAUAGCUGAACAUUUUACCUUUGACACAGGCUCUGUUGGUUUUGCUCUUGGAGAUUCAGUUUGUGACUCUGAUGCUCAAGCUGUACUGAGCUGUAUCUCCAGCAACUUUCUGGAGGUGAAGCAACUCGCCUGCAACCUCUUACAAAAACUGCCUACUGCAGCUGUGCGACUUCAGGAGCCUGAGAGGUUGCGGUCUUUGCUGCAGGCAGCUCUGGACCUCAGCACCAGCACUAAACCCUUUGACAGCGUUACUGCAGCUCAUCUUCUCAACCUGCUGAUCCACCAGCCGGACAUGCACGAUGCGUUACUCGGGUGUAUCCGGAAUUAUCACUUUUCUCUCCAGUUGCCAGCACUAAUCCAGUCCCAGGCCUCUGAGGUCUCCAUACUGGAGAAGAACAUGCUGGAAGUGGUGCGGUGGCUGAUGGCCUGUCUGAAGGAAGAGAUAGGGAAGGCCGAGUCAUCUCUUCUGCAGGCUGCUGCCUCCUAUCCUUUAUAUGGAAGAGCUCACUGUAUUACUGCGGUCUUACAACAGCUCAACACUCGAUCUCUUGUGCUGCUGUCUGAUUGGAGGACUGUAGUCUCAGAGCUCAUAGCUCUGUGUUAUAGGAUGUCUGAUGUUGUAUCACCCGUGGUUCAGAGCUCCUCUCCUGAAGGUCUUAUUCCUAUGGACACAGAUUCUGAGACCUCUGCUGGUCUUCAGAGAAUCCUGCAGGAGAUUCAACCUCGUGACACUAAUGACUUCUUCAGCAGUGCCAGAGAGCUGAACUCCAGUGAGACAGAGCACAAAGACCAUAAACCACAAGCCAGCAACAGCAACAAAGGUAAUGAUGAUGGAGAAGCCUAUCGGGUCACUGCUCAGAUGGUGCUGGUGUGUUGCUGGAGGACCAUGAAGGAGGUGUCCAUGUUACUGGGUCACGUGUGUCAGACCAUGCCACUGUGUUCUCCUGACACACAUGCUGGUGUCAUUACAGAGGACCAGGUAAAGGCUGUAGGAAUGUAUUUUCGGGAGCAACUUUUGCAGUCUCGUCACAGGGGAGCAUUUGAAUUGGCCUACGUGGGCUUUGUUCGUCUUACUGAGAUGCUUUGCAGGAGUGGGAGUGUUGAGCUCCAGCAGCUCCCAGCACACUGGCUGAAGGAGGUUCUCGAGGAGGUGAAAUCCAGCGACCCCUCCUCUAAACUUUGUGCCACCCGCCGCAGUGCAGGAAUACCUUUCUACAUACAGGCCCUGCUGUCCUCUGAGCCGAAAUCUUCAAGCUGUAGUCUUUUGAAGUUGACCAUGAGAUCUCUCACAGCACUGGCCAUGCCCUCAUGUGAUGGAUCCACAGAAAGCAGCACUGUGCCGCAGGUCCACGCUCUGAACAUCCUGAGGUCUCUGUUUCGAGAUACACGACUUGGAGAAAACGUUGUGCCGUUCGUGGCUGAGGGCAUGCAGGCUGCUAUUCUGGGCUUUACUUCUCCUGUGUGGACAGUGAGAAACUCAUCGACUCUUCUCUUCAGCACUCUCAUCACUCGGAUAUUCGGGGUGAAAAAAGGAAAGGAUGAGCAUUCCAAAAAGAACAGAAUGACCGGCCGAGAGUUUUUCACUCGUUUCCCUGCACUUUAUCCCUUCCUCCUCGGUCAACUACAGGAAGCCGCAGCAUCAGUAAACAGUGAUUCAGGGCAGGUGAAACUGCACCCCAGUCUGUUCCUGUUGUUAUUGGUUUUGGGUCGUCUCUACCCAUCCCCUAUGGACGGCUCAUUCUCUCCUCUCGGUCUAGCUCCCUUCAUGCCCUUAAUUAUGAGGUGCGGACGCUCAGCUGUUUACCGCACACGUGAAAUGGCUGCGAGAGCCCUGGUUCCGUUUGUACUGGUGACCCAGGUUCCCACAACCCUCCACACGCUGCUGGAGGAGCUGCCUCAAGAACCUGGAGCAGGAAUCCAACAGAACCACAUACAUGGAACUCUGUUACAGGUGCUGUCGCUGUUUCGUUCCUACCUGACAGACACUCGCAGACCCCAGUUAGGAAGCGGGCAGGACUGUGACAUCUCCCAACUCCUGUUUACGCGUCUGUGGCUCGCCACAAGAAGGAAUCCAUGUCUGGUGACACGUGGUGCCUUUUUAGACCUGCUGGGUUGUUUUUGUGGCUGCCUUCCUGUUUCUGUACCAGAAUCCCAGCUGAAGAAACUACGAGAAGAAACGCUGCACAUCCUGAUGGUCUCCGAACUUGUGGCACCUGAAGGGGGGUCCGGUGAAAUCAAUCCAGCGGUUCCUGGAGCCACGCAGUACCUGCAAAGUCUGGCCAGCAUAGCUAUCAGCAUCUGUGUGGAUUCACCUCACCUGUGGCAGAGUCUAGAGUCUGAACGGAUACAGAAAGACCUGUUGAUGUGUCUGCUGCAGUGCCAGCACUAUGAGAUUCGAUUGUUUGCCCUGGAACGGCUCCUCGAGAGACUUCAGAGGGCAAAGACGGAGUCCCAAUGUGGCCCUUGGCCCUUUGAGCCGUGUGUGUCGAGUCUAACCCAUCUGGCCCUUCAUGAGACGCACCCUGGGUGUCAAGCCAAGGUUCUGCAACUUCUUGCUCUUCUUCCUCUGUCGUCUGUCUUGGCCUGGAGAGACGGUUCAAGUUUUCUUAGCUGUCAGGAGGUUCUUGUACAUCUCCUCAAACUGGCUGAGACGUCUACACACAGUGUGGAUCUCUACUGUGCUGCUCUUUUCAUGACAUCUCGACUGGUGGUGCAUCUGGUUGAAUCAACAGAGCAGCAGGAGCUCAGUGAAGAUGUAAUGUCCUGCUUCGGUCGAUGGGGGGCGCUGGUCGUGCAGGGCUGCGGUGAGGAGCAACCUGUGGAGGUCAAGAUGAUGUCAGCUGAGGUUCUGGUGAAGGCCGUCCACACCUUACUGACAGCGCCAGCAUUGCCUUUGGGUAUCACACAAACCGUGGCGUUAUGGAAGAGUCUGUUUACAUUAUUACAGGAUGAAGAUCAAGACGUGAGGGACAGAGCCGCUGAAUUCACCUGCUAUAUCCCAGCUCACUUACACGACACGGGUGUUGCAAUGGGUGCCGUCUCUCCUCCUGUUGCCCUGGAGAUGGGGGUGGGCCUCUUGUGCCAGCUCUUCCAGAUGUGGGGUCAGGUGGCUGCUGGAAUUGUAAACUUGACAGAAUGGCUACUGGGAGAUGAACAACUGGAUACACGUUGUGAGGAAUCGUCAGACUUUGAUGAAGAUUUUCUCUUUGAAAAGGGAGAUUUUAACCUAUGGGCAGAACCUAUGUUAUGGGCACGGAUGUUGCACGGACACCUUUCCACCCUUUCAGGUGUGCCACACUCACCUGGCGUAAGUCCUGCAGACCUGGACCGAUUAUCAGCCAUUGCAAAUAGCAACGCUGUGAAUGCCGAGCAGGCAAUGAAAACACUGCCUGCGUUGCCUCAGUUUUCGGCCACCAUCGAGUAUGGCAAAAUAAUGCUGCUGAAAGAGAGGAGCUCACUCGCUCAAAGCAUCGUUCAUACUUUGAGACAAGUAGACACGGCUUAGAUCCUCUGUAAAAUUUAAAGGAAUAGUUUCCUGUUUUUGUGCGUGACAUUGACCACACCUUUUUUAAUUUAAAAUAAAAAGUGUUUUUAAUACAUUCAUUACACUGAGAUUACUUGUGUCCAUUGUUUAUUUUGGUGUAUUGACUGUUUUUCAUGUCACAUAUUCACACGUUGUGCACUUGCAGUAUUGUGUAAGCUGUAGUAUUUUUUAUGCACAACUGGGAUAGUUCUUGGAAACUGGGGAAAUUCUGUCAUCAUUUUCUCA
Paramisgurnus dabryanus is the source of this 6130-nucleotide messenger RNA. It is a transcript of the gene thada, whose product is annotated as THADA armadillo repeat containing. Gene Ontology annotation, cellular component: cytosol. The record is from RefSeq and is a predicted model, not a curated record. NCBI's taxonomy places the organism in Eukaryota, Metazoa, Chordata, Actinopteri, Cypriniformes, Cobitidae. Gene Ontology annotation, biological process: tRNA methylation.